AUGGCAACUCCUGAGCGGUUCACUGCUGUAUACAAGGUGGUGGAGGACCAGGAGAUAGACGUGGACAUCUACCUUCCCCAGCCAUCAACUGGCGAAGUCGUCGCUGUUAUCGACAUCCACGGCGGCGCCUUCAUGCUCGGCUCGUCAGCCAUCGUCAACAAAGACCAGAUCCAGGACUGUUUGAACCGAGGAUGGAUUGUGCUGGCCCCGAACCACCGGCUGUGCCCGCAAGUUGACUUGUUAGAGGGGCCGGUGCGGGACUGCCGCGACCUUCUGGCCUGGGUCUAUGACGGCGGACUGCAAAGCGCUGUGGCAUCCAAGACAGCCAUCUCCUAUCCUCUGGACCUCGACCACGUGUUUGCCUUCGGGACGUCUUCCGGUGGUACUCUGGCUCUCUGUUUGGGCUUCGGCGUCCCCCGCCCAGUUGCAGGUAUUUUCGACCUGUACGGGCCCUGCAACUUCUCUGACAGCUUCUGGCGGACCGAGCUGCCGCAUGUUGCCGCAAUUUUGCCCCCCGGACUCACCGAAGACUUCAUCAACAAGGUCUACCAAGAGAAGCCGGUACCCAUCCGCUCAGGUGUCUCGCUGGAGGGCCAAACACCGGGCCUGUCUGACUUCAGCGACCCGCGGCAAGCGUUCGCCUUCACGCAGAUUGCGCGGGGGACUAUUCUCAACGCUAUCAAUCACAAAGGCGACCUCGAUCUAGUAGAUCCGCUAAGAAACGUCAGCCCUGCGUUUCCGCCCACCUUCAUUGUGCAUGGCACGGAGGACGCCCUGGUUCCCAUCCGCUUGAGCCGGGACCUCCAUUCCGCGCUGGUAAAGCACGGUGUGGAGUGCGGAAUGGAGGAGAUCCCUGGCGAAGAGCACACGUUCGCCGCCAAGAUGAAGGUGGGAUCGCAGACUUGGGAGUUGCAACGCAAAGGAUUUGACUUUUUGGAGAACUUGGUGAGGCGGAAAUAG
This is a messenger RNA of Thermothielavioides terrestris NRRL 8126, 960 nucleotides long. RefSeq lists its product as uncharacterized. The transcript has 3 exons. NCBI's taxonomy places the organism in Eukaryota, Fungi, Ascomycota, Sordariomycetes, Sordariales, Chaetomiaceae. The record is from RefSeq and is a predicted model, not a curated record. Bases 1 to 960 code for a protein of 319 amino acids.